Thamnophis sirtalis is the source of this 1311-nucleotide messenger RNA. RefSeq lists its product as uncharacterized. Gene Ontology annotation, molecular function: protein binding. NCBI's taxonomy places the organism in Eukaryota, Metazoa, Chordata, Lepidosauria, Squamata, Natricidae. The record is from RefSeq and is a predicted model, not a curated record.
AUGACGCUCCGCUCCGUCCUGCUCCUGAGCUUCCUGCCGUCGGUCCUGGCGGGCGGCGGCUGCCCCCUCGGGUGCUCCUGCUCCAGGACGGCCCAGGUGGAGUGCUCGGGCGCUGAGGUCACGGAGAUGCCCACACCGCUGCCCGCCAAGGCCAUGAGCCUGCAGGUCACCAACACGCACCUGGCUGCUCUGGGCCCCGCGGCCUUCAGCAAUGCCUCCCAGCUGCUCGCCCUGCGGAUAGAGAAGAACCUGCUGGAGCGCCUCAGUCCCCGCGCCUUCCAGGGCCUGGCGGCGCUGCGCUACCUGAGCCUGGCCAGCAACCGGCUGCAGGAGCUGCCGCCCGACGUCUUCCGGCCGUUGGCCCGGCUGGAGGCCCUGCUGCUGUCGGGGAACCAGCUGCGCCGCAUCCAGCCGGCCCACUUCGCCGGGCUGAGUGCGCUCAAGGAGCUGCAGCUGCACGGGAAUCGCCUGCAGGGGCUGCCCCCGGGCGCCUUCGACCAGCUGCCCAGCCUGGCCCGCCUCAACCUGGCCCGCAACCAGCUGGUGCGCCUGCCGCCCCGCCUCUUCACGCCGCUGGCGCGCCUGCAGGUGCUUCGCCUCUAUGAGAACCAGCUGAGUGAGCUGGCGCCCCGGGCCUUCGGCGGCCUGGCCGAGCUGCAGGAACUGGCCCUCUAUCAGAACCGGCUGCGCCAGCUCCCCGUCGGCCUCUUCGCCGGCCCGCGCAGGCUGCAGAAGCUGCUGCUGUCCGGCAACCUCCUGGAGACGCUGCCCGAGGGGCUACUGUUGGGCCUGCCCGAGGUCUCGAGGCUCUCGCUCUUCGGAAACGCCCUGCGCGAGCUGCGUCCGGGCACCUUCGGUCCUAUGCCGCUUCUGCGAGAACUCCGGCUGGCCGACAACCAGCUGGCCUCGCUGCCCGGCCACGCCCUGGCCAACCUCACCACGCUGCAGGUCCUCGUCCUGAGCAGGAACCGCCUCGUUUCUCUCGCGCCCGCCGCCUUUGCCGGUCUGGAGGCCCUCGAGGAGCUUCACCUGCACUCCAACCGGCUGGUCACGCUGGACGAGGCGCUCUUGCGCGACCAGACCUCGCUGCGGAACCUCUCCUUGCACAGCAACCGGCUGGCCGCCCUGCCCGCGCGGCUCUUCCAGGGGACCCCCGGCCUGCGCGCCCUUCAGCUGCAGAACAACUCAUUGGAGGAGCUUCCGGUGGGCAUUUUCGAUGGGCUGCCGGAGCUGCGCGACCUCCAACUGCACGACAACCCCUGGCGUUGUGACGCUGCCACGCGGUGGCUUCGGCGCUGGCUGCAGGAGAAC